Molecule: messenger RNA, 2071 nt
Organism: Pyrus x bretschneideri (Chinese white pear)
Lineage: Eukaryota; Viridiplantae; Streptophyta; Magnoliopsida; Rosales; Rosaceae
Exons: 4
Coding region: 126-1736 (536 amino acids)
Biological process (GO): regulatory ncRNA-mediated gene silencing
Source: RefSeq, a predicted model, not a curated record
AGAGUGAAAAUUCCUUUUGCUACAAUGGCCUUCCUGUAGAAACAAAAACAUAUAAAACUACCAGCAAGCAUAUUCCUCCUCGUUCCACUUUCUCUCCCGCUUUCAGACAAAUCCCUACCUCCAGGAUGGCCGGAGGUCCCCCUCCCAAGGGCCCACCACUCCACAAGCCAUCUUCUUCUUCCUCCGCCUCCAGCCGCAAAUCUCGCUGGGAAUCCUACCCCAACGCCACCGCCACCGCCACCGGCACCACCACCACCACCACCACCAACAAAAACAAAAACCCACCCGACCCCAAAUCCUCCAAGACUAAACCCGGACCAUCCCCGAAACCCAGCCCCGCCCAUCCCAAAAACCAGCCAGGCCCCUCUCCUAGAGCUGCUUCCUUCCCCUUCUCCGACCCGGCUUCUUUCGGCCCACCACCUCCGCCGGUGUACGAUUUCCACAUGCUCGAGCGCCGGACUUUUGUUCUUGCCGACGGUAGUGUUCGAUCUUACUUCGCUCUGCCGCCAGAUUAUCAAGAGUUCCCUCCGCCCAUGAACCCGCCUGGCCGGUUCAUGCCAUUCGGUCCCGGUGGACCAGGUGGGCCGGAUUACUGGAAUUCGCUAGGGCUCGACGGGCGUGGGCCUGCAGAAGGGCCCGCUAAGAGGAAGUACGCCGAAGAAGAGGAGCACAGGGAUAAAGCAGAAGAAUUGGCGAUGCGUCGGCAGCAAUUUAUGCAGUAUGGGAAUCCAAAUGGUUUUCCGGGGGGUCCCGGAGGAGGAGGUCGGGGAGAGUUUUUGCCGGGAUCGAGUAGUCCGUUUCGGCGGGAAGUGGGCGGCAGUGAGGGGAGAGCUAACAAGUACAUGAGGGUUGGUGGUGGUGGCGGUGGAGGUCAUGAGAGUGUGGGGUUUAGGCAAGGCGGCGGAGGCGGAGGCGAGAAUGUGGGUCUGAAGCAUCUUCAAGUUGAUCAAAUUGCGUUGAAGAAGGCGUUUCUUAACUUUGUGAAGCUGAUUCAUGAGAAUACGCAGCAGAGGAAGACUUACUUGGAGGAUGGGAAGCAUGGCCGUCUGCACUGCAUUGCUUGUGCCAGGUCCUCUAAAGAUUUUCCAGAUAUGCAUAGUCUCAUCAUGCACAGUUACAACUCUGAUAGUGCUGACUUGCGCGUGGAUCACCUGGGGUUCCACAAGGCUUUGUGUGUUCUAAUGGGUUGGGACUACUUGAAGCCUCCCGAUAACUUAAAGGCGUAUCAGUUUCUUUCUGCUGAAGCAGCAGCAGCAAAUGUGGAUGAUCUGAUUAUGUGGCCACCUGUGGUGAUAAUUCAUAAUACUGUUACAGGAAAGAGUAAAGAUGGCCGCAUGGAGGGUUUGGGCAAUAAAGCAAUGGAUAGUAAUAUUAGAGAUCUUGGAUUUGGAAGUGGGAAGUCGAAAUCCUUAUACGGUAGAGAUGGUCAUUUGGGUAUGACUCUGGUUAAGUUUUCCGGUGACGAAGCAGGCCUUAAGGAUGCCAUUCGAAUGGCAGAGUUCUUUGAGAUGGAAAAUCAUGGGCGCAGGGGCUGGGCUCGUGUACAGCCGCCAACACUGGGCAGUAGGGGUGAUGAUAACAAUCCAAACCUUGUCAGGUUUGAUGAAAAGACGCGGGAGAAGAAGAGGAUCCUAUAUGGCUAUCUCGGAACAGCUUAUGAUCUUGACAAAGUUGAUUUCGACACAAGAAAGAAGGCCGUGAUCGAAAGCCUUAGGGAAUACAAGUCAUCCAAGUAGAUUCGUGGUAACAUUCAAGGUAUCGAUCCAUCCCGUCUCAUGGCAUCGUAGGUGAUGGAAGCUCUACGUAAUAUUCGAGCAGCAUUCUCUAAUGUCGCAAGGCCGAGGCGUGAAGCCCCUUCGGAUGCCUGACGAUCAUUCUUGGACGGAGUUUUUUCCUGCUACAGCUCUUGGUGAUAUAAAACAAGAUAAUUCAGUGUAGCAAAAGGAUUUAUUACGAGCGCUUGUAUUUGUACGGUUUCUGAGAUGAACAACUUGUAUGACAGCCAAUAAUUGCUUAGUAACGUUUUUUUGGUGAAUGGUAAGUGUUUAAUGGCAAGAUGUUGGUUGGAUAA